This is a messenger RNA of Asparagus officinalis (garden asparagus), 960 nucleotides long. RefSeq names its product ubiquitin-conjugating enzyme E2 20-like. The coding region runs from base 167 to 718 and encodes 183 amino acids. Lineage: Eukaryota; Viridiplantae; Streptophyta; Magnoliopsida; Asparagales; Asparagaceae. The transcript has 5 exons. The record is from RefSeq and is a predicted model, not a curated record.
CUUUAAGACAAACCCUCACUCUUCCAAGAUCCCAUCAUCGAUUCUCUCUCUAGAAAGAAGAAGGGAUACAAAAUUCAUCUCUCCUUCUUUCUUCUCUUCAAAGGGGGGAAAAAGACAGUCUUGAUAAAGAAAAUCAAGAAGAGAAGAAAUCAAAUCAAAAGCAAAGAUGUCUUAUAGGGAGAAUGCUCAAGAUGACAACAUCACCAGCAACAUUUCUGUUGUCGCUCCUCCGCCAUCAGCUGGGAAGCAAUCUCCGCCGGUUGCUACGGGCUGCGACGGCCAGUCAGUCUUGAAGAGGCUACAAUCUGAGCUAAUGUCCUUAAUGAUGUGUGGAGAUCCGGGCAUCUCGGCUUUCCCUGAAGGAGACAACAUCUUCAACUGGAAAGGAACAAUCACAGGCAGCAAAGACACAGUGUACGAGGGAAUGAUAUACAAACUGUGUCUUUCUUUUCCAACGGAUUAUCCAUUCAAACCCCCAAAAGUGAAGUUUGAGACUGCCUGUUUUCAUCCCAAUGUCGAUGUUCUGGGAAACAUUUGCUUGGAUAUCCUUCAGGAUAAAUGGUCGUCUGCUUAUGAUGUCCGAACUAUUUUGCUCUCGAUUCAGAGUCUCUUGGGAGAGCCGAACAAUGAAUCACCACUGAAUACUCAAGCUGCGGCGCUUUGGAUCAAUCAAGAAGAGUUCAGGAAAAUGGUGGAGAAGCUUUACAAGGCAGCCUAGUGUCAAGAGCAUAUUUUUUGCAGUUUGUGUUUGUCAUACUGUUCAAAUGUAAGGGAGAGACAAGGGUCUUGUAUUAUUGCUUAUGUACUGAUAUGGGGAGAAAGGUUGUGUAAUUUACACCCCCACCCAUACCACCCCCCACUUCAAAACCCCGCGUCUACCCCACCCCAGCCAACAACCCCAUUGUCAAUCAAUGACUUCAUUCCCUUUUCUGAUGAAUUAGUUCCAAUUCCGAAGAAAAA